Molecule: messenger RNA, 1456 nt
Organism: Raphanus sativus (radish)
Lineage: Eukaryota; Viridiplantae; Streptophyta; Magnoliopsida; Brassicales; Brassicaceae
Product: F-box protein DOR-like
Exons: 1
Coding region: 73-1263 (396 amino acids)
Molecular function (GO): protein binding
Source: RefSeq, a predicted model, not a curated record
UUGUGCGUUUGACUAACACAACAAGUCUUCUAUACGGUUCACGACUUUGGACGAUCUUAUUAGGUUUCAGCCAUGAAAACACGGCGGCAGAAGCUCUUGGCGGAUAACUCAUUGCCGAUCCCAACUGAUCUCAUCUACGAGAUAUUCUCGAGACUGUCGCCAAAAUACAUAGCGAGAUGCCGUUGCGUAUCGAAGGUAUGGUCUUCCAUACUUGACCAUCAAGAUUUCACGGACCAGUUUCUGAAAAAAUCUUCUACUCGUCCUCGACUCUUGUUCGCCUAUGAAACAGAAAGCAAGGUAUUCUUCUUCUCCUCGCCUCAGCCUCAAAACCCAGACGAGGACACGCCUCCUACAACCGCCAGCUAUCAUAUGAGUUUAGACCUAAAUCAUGUGUAUCGGAUACAUAAGCCUAUAAGUGGUUUGGUCUGUAUAGGAGAUUUCAGUAGCUUAAACGGAAGGGAAAGACCAGCGAUGAUCUGUGUGAUAUGUAACCCUAGCACCGGACAAUCCUUCACUUUACCGAGGAUAAAGACAAGGAAGGAGCAUGAGAUGAGAAGCUUUUUUGGGUAUGAUCCGGUUGAGAAGCAAUUCAAGGUCUUGUCAAUGACCUUGUCAGAUGGUAACGCCAUAUCUGAGGAGCACCAUGUCCUGACGCUAGAAACUGGGAAACUUUCAUGGAGAUUGAUUGAAUGCAGCGAACCUCAUUAUCCAGAAUAUAAAUCUGUAUGCAUUGAUGGUGUUUUGUAUUACAGAGCUGCACCCAACAAUACGCCUUCUUCCAUGGAUGAAUUUAUGAUAACUUGCUUUGAUUUUAGGUCUGAGAAGUUCAGUUUUAUUAAAGCUACUGCACCAGGAGAAGUGCAUCGUGUACCAAGUCUGAAUCUGAUCAGCUACAAUGGUAAAUUGGGUUCACUAAAGCCGAAUGGGUCUUAUUCUUUUUCUAGAGAAAAUACAAGUUUUGAGAUGUGGGUUUUGGAUGACCUAGAAAAAAAGGAGUGGUCCAAGCAUAGUUACAAACUUCCUCCUCAGUGGCAGAGUGUAGUUCCAAAUAAUUUAAAGUGUGUUGGAGUGACUGGUUCAAAUGAAAUUGUGUUCUCAGAGUACAUUCCAUCCAACCCUUUCUAUGUUUUCUACUACAGUCUCGAGAAGGGAACUAUCAGAAGAGUUGAAAUCCAAGGAAUGGAAGAGUUUCUGACGAAACAUAGAGUUUACACCUUUCUAAACCAUGUAGAGGAUGUGAAACUUAUGAAAGAUGUUUUAUGACUUUAUAACGGAGCUAGUUCGGCUGGCUCCUAUAUUCUCAUCUUAUGGAUCAGAGGAAUAUCUUAGUAGUGCCCUUUAUCUUUCCGCUGGUUUUUUGCGUUGUUUUCUUGACUAUGAUGAUAUGUUUGCAUGUUUUCUAAAUGCAUACUAUUUAUCCUAUGUUAUAGUGGUUCAUGAAUGUUUGUUCUAAGCU